Messenger RNA from Cuscuta campestris, 3768 nucleotides. Lineage: Eukaryota; Viridiplantae; Streptophyta; Magnoliopsida; Solanales; Convolvulaceae. The record is from the annotation of a GenBank genome assembly.
CAAUAUUAAUUUCUUUGAUUUCUUUGUCAUUUUUCUAUCACUGAUAUGGUAAGUUUGUGUGAGGGCCACCAUACCCACCUCACUGGUAACGCACACAGAUCAUCACACCUCAUUCCGCCGGCAGCCGCCUAAAGCUACAGCUGCUCCACGCCGAAAAGCAUAGCUUCGUCGCAAUCCCCGUCCAUAUUCCGGCGAAGAUGUUUCCGCCGGAGCUCCAGGCGCGGACGAUCCGUCCCUACAUUUCCUCAUCAAUUAGCGCUCCCAGUUUCUCCACCACUUCGGGCGACGCUUACAACAGCCCCAACCGAAACCCUAGUCUCAGCCCCGAUUCUUCGUUCUACGGCCUCGGCGGCAGGUCUUCUACUAGAUCGAUGAAGAACUCCAGGUUCUCUCCCUCUUCCUUCGCGCACAACGCCAGAAUUGCGGUUGCUCUUGUCCCUUGUGCCGCCUUCCUCAUUGACCUCGGCGGCAUUCCGGUUGUAGCCACGCUUACUGUCGGACUAAUGUUAGCAUACAUCCUGGAUUCUCUCAAUGUCAAGUCGGGUUCCUUUUUCGCAGUUUGGUUCUCCCUCAUCGCAGCUCAGGUUGCAUUCUUCUUCAGCUCCUCACUCUUUGUCACAUUCAAUUCAGUAGCUCUCGGCCUUCUUGCCACUUUUGUUUGUUCUCUAGUCAAUUUUCUAAUUGGAAUUUGGGCUUCCUUGCAAUUCAAGUGGAUUCAAAUUGAAAACCCCACCAUUGUGAUGGCUCUUGAGCGGCUUUUGUUUGCCUGUAUUCCUGUAAUAGCUUCCACGAUGUUUACAUGGGCGACAGUAUCUGCAGUUGGUAUGCUCAAUGCAGCUUAUUAUCUCAUGGUAUUUAAUUGCAUAUUCUAUUGGCUCUUCUCAAUUCCCCGAGCAUCGUCAUUUAAGAUGAAGCAAGAAGUGAUUUACCAUGGCGGAGAGAUUCCAAGUGACAAUCUAAUCCUUGGUCAGCUGGAGAGUUGUUUGCACACCUUGAACCUUUUGUUUCUCCCUCUCAUGUUUCAUAUUGGGUCACAUUAUUCAGUUUUGUUCUCCUCUAGUGAUUAUGUAUGCGACCUCUUUCUUCUUUUCUUCAUCCCUCUUUUGUUUCAACUAUAUGCAUCCACAAGUGGGGCACUGUGGUGGGUCACCAAGAACGAGCACCAGGUGCAGAGAAUUAGGCUGGUGAAUGGUUCUAUUGCUUUAAUUGUUGUCAUAAUUUGCCUGGAGGCUAGAGUCGUUUUCCAUUCUUUUGGGCGAUACAUCCAGGUGCCACCCCCAUUAAAUUACAUGCUCGUUACAAUAACAAUGCUUGGAGGGGCAGCAGCUGCUGCUUCUUAUGUUCUUGGGAUGAUAUCUGAUGCGUUUACCUCACUAGCAUUCACCACUGUGGCUGUUGUAGUUAGCGCUGCUGGAGCUAUUGUAAUAGGAUUUCCUAUACUGUUUAUUCCAUUCCCUUCAAUUGCUGGUUUCUUUUUGGCUCGGUUUUUUACAAAAAAGAGUGUCUCAUCAUACUUUGCAUUUGUUGCACUUGGGAGUCUGAUGCUCACAUGGUUUGUGAUGCACAAUUACUGGGGUCUAAAUAUAUGGCUGGCUGGCAUGUCAUUAAAGUCCUUUUGCAAGCUUAUUGUUGCUUGUGUUAUCCUGGCCAUGACUGUUCCUGGUCUAGCCAUCCUCCCGCCAAAAUUUCGACUGUUUACUGAUCUUGGUUUGAUCAGUCAUGCAUUGCUUCUAUGCUACAUAGAAAAUCGAUUUUUCAGUUACUCCAACACAUACUACUACGGGAUGGAGAAUGAUGUGAUCUAUCCAAGUUAUAUGGUGGUCAUGACUACUUUCGUGGGUUUAGCCGUUGUCAGGAGGCUCUAUGUGGACAAUCGAAUUGGAUCGAAGGCUGCCUGGGUUCUAACAUGUCUUUAUUCCUCAAAGUUGUCCAUGCUUUUCAUAGCAUCGAGGACGGUUUUGUGGUCAUCAGCUGUUCUUUCACUUGCUGUCACUCCUCCGCUGCUUCUUUACAAGGACAAGUCCAGGCCUGCUUCAAAGAUGAAACCUUGGCAAGGUUAUGCUCAUGCUAUGGUGGUUGCCUUAUCAGUAUGGUUCUGUCGGGAAACAAUAUUUGAAGCUCUGCAGUGGUGGAAUGGAAGACUUCCCACGGACGGUUUGCUGUUAGGCUUCUGCAUUCUGUUGACUGGGUUAGCUUGUUUGCCCAUAGUCGUGCUCCAUUUCUCACAUGUUAUGCUCACCAAGAGAUGCAUGGUGCUGGUGUUAGCUACUGGCCUGUUGUUCAUUUUGAUGGAGCCACCUAUCCCUUUUUCAUUGAACUACCACUCCGAUCUCAUAAAGUCUGCCCGUCAAUCCGCUGACGACAUUUCUAUCUAUGGGUUCAUUUCAUCAAAGCCGACAUGGCCGUCAUGGUUGCUCAUCGCAGCUCUCUUACUGACACUGGCUGCCGUCACCUCAAUCAUACCCAUCAAGUACAUUGUUGAACUAAGAACCUUUUACUCUAUCGCCAUGGGAAUUACUCUUGGCACCUACAUAUCUGCAGUAUAUUUCCCCCAGCCAGCAAUCCUACACCCACUCAUCAUUCUUACCAUGAUCUGCACCUCUGUAUUUGUGGUCUUCACCCAUUUCCCUUCCGCGUCAAGCACAAAACACCUGCCGUGGGUAUUUGCUCUAAACAUGGCUCUCUUCCCGGUCACAUAUUUGCUGGAGGGCGAGGUGAGAAUCAACAAAAACAGUGUUGGAGAAAUGGGGGAGGAAGACGGCAAGCUGGCCACAUAUUUGGCUGUCGAAGGUGCACGGACGUCUCUUCUUGGCUUAUACGCUGCAAUCUUGAUGCUUAUAGCUCUUGAGGUGAAGUUUGAACUGGCUUCACUAAUCCGAGACAAAGCACCCGAAAGGAGCGGCGGGUUGAGACACAGCCACUCUGGGGAGACCGCAAGUGUCCCUCCCAGGCUAAGGUUCAUGCAGCAACGGAGGGCGUCUACUGUUCCCAGUUUCACCAUAAGGAGAAUGGCAGCCAAGGGCGCCUGGAUGCCCGCGGUGGGCAACGUGGCCACCGUACUCUGCUUCUCCAUAUGCCUCAUCUUGAACGCGAGUCUCACGGGCGGGUCGACCCGGUCCAUAUUCUUCCUCGCGCCCAUACUGCUCCUCAUCAACCAGGACUCCGAUUUGGUCGCCGGAUUCGGAGACAAGCAGCGCUACUUCCCCGUCACGGCCGCCGUCUCGUCCUACCUCGUGCUGACCGCCGUCUACAGCGUCUGGGAGGACGCGUGGCAGGCAAACACGGGGUGGGGGCUGGAAAUCGGCGGGCCCAUCUGGUUCUUCGCGGUCAAGAACCUAGCCCUACUCGUCCUCACGUUUCCCAGCCACAUCCUCUUCAACCGCUUCGUGUGGAGCUACGCGAAGCAGCCCGACAUGCUGCCCUUGCUGACCAUCCCCCUCAACCUGCCCUCGGUGCUGAUAACCGACAUAGUCAAGGUCAAGAUAUUGGGACUCCUUGGGGUUGUAUAUUCUCUAGCUCAGUAUUGGAUAUCCAGACAGCAAUAUAUUUCGGGAAUGAAAUAUAUUUAGAGAAGAGAGGUACGUCGGAGUUUGUACUAUAUAUAUAUACAUGUGUUCAUAUACGUUUUUUUUUUUGCCAAAUUUUGAACUCUUUAUUAUAUUUGGCAAAAGCUUAAUUACAAUGCCCAAACGUGGGGUGUAACAUCCUUAAGGGGGUAAUUAAUGUUCUAGUCUGCAUUUCAUAUCCUAAUAUACUUUCUUCACCAUU